Molecule: messenger RNA, 980 nt
Organism: Branchiostoma floridae (Florida lancelet)
Lineage: Eukaryota; Metazoa; Chordata; Leptocardii; Amphioxiformes; Branchiostomatidae
Product: calcyclin-binding protein-like
Exons: 6
Coding region: 120-980 (286 amino acids)
Biological process (GO): heart development
Cellular component (GO): nucleus
Molecular function (GO): S100 protein binding; ubiquitin protein ligase binding; tubulin binding
Source: RefSeq, a predicted model, not a curated record
UGCAGCUGAAAAGAACGCACGCGUAGUACUUCACUUCCGGUUUCCAGAAAAUACCGUGCAUGGUUCGAAUAUAGGCAUUUUAGGAACAAAGAUUGUUUAGUUUGCACGCUUUCUACAACAUGGCUGGUCUUGAGGAGUUGCAAGCAGACCUACAGGAGAUAGAAAGACUACUGGAACAGUCAACAAGAGACAGAGUGAAGAAAGCCCUGACGUUAGAGAAGGGAAGAAUACAGACAGAGAUCACAGACAGCAGCGAGACAGCUGUUUCGUCGGCUCAGAACGGUGUGGAAGAACCAGAACCGUCCCCGGAUGACGCAAAAAAAGAACAAGAACCGUCUCCGGAUGACGCAAAACAGACCGUGAAGCGUAGGGCGCCGCCGCCACCUGGGCAGGCUACAAAGCACAAGACUAAAAUCACAUCAUAUGGUUGGGACCAGUCUGACAAGUUUGUGAAAAUCUACAUCUCCCUGAACGGUGUCCAGGCACUUCCCAAGGACAACAUCGAGGUCAACUUUGGAGAAAAAAUGGUAGAUUUCUUGGUGAAAGAUCUGGGUGGAAAGAAUCACAACCUUCUUAUCAACACAUUGUUGCUUCCCAUCACAUCGGUCUCAUACAAGGUAAAAAGGGACAUGGUGACCCUACUCCUGAGAAAAAAGGAGACACAAAACUGGGAGUGUCUCACUAGUGUGGAAAAGAAAUCCAAGGACAAGAAGUCUCCGAAGAUGAACAGCUCAGGUGAUCCCGGAGACUCCAUUAUGACAAUGAUGAGGCAGAUGUAUGAGGAUGGAGAUGAUGAGAUGAAGAGAACGAUCGCCAAGGCCUGGACCGAGUCACGUGACAAGCAGCAGGCUGGGAUGGGGGGUAUGGGUGGCAUGGGGGGUAUGGGUGGAAUGGGGGGUAUGGCAGGGAUGGGGGGUAUGGCAGGGAUGGGUGGUAUGGGGGGCCUGGGGGGUAUGGGGGGACUUGGAGACAUGCCAUAA